This is a messenger RNA of Parasteatoda tepidariorum (common house spider), 2089 nucleotides long. It is a transcript of the gene fidipidine, whose product is annotated as coiled-coil domain-containing protein 93. NCBI's taxonomy places the organism in Eukaryota, Metazoa, Arthropoda, Arachnida, Araneae, Theridiidae. Gene Ontology annotation, biological process: Golgi to plasma membrane transport. The record is from RefSeq and is a predicted model, not a curated record.
AAAAUUAAUGGCAACAUUACUUGUAAUUGACAUAUGAUUGGAACGAAAUGAAAAUAUAAACAAAUGAAAUACAUUAUCCGGUGUGUCCUGUGUUAAUUUGUGAAUUAGAAUCAUGGCUGCUGUAGGCGUUGUUCGUCGUGCAAGCAGGCCUCCACCUGUUCCAGAUUUUGGAAACUUAAACAAAACUAAUAAGGUAGAAGUUCGAGAAGAUGAAGAACAAGAAAAAAAGUUCCUAGAAAUUAUUGAGUUGCUUCUUGCUGCUGGUUAUUUCAGAGCUAGGAUCAAAGGAUUGUCCCCUUUCGAUAAAGUUGUUGGUGGAAUGACGUGGUGUAUUGAAGUUUGCAAUGUUGAUAUCGAUAUUGAUCUUCUUUUUCAAGAAAAUUUAACAAUUGGUCAAAAAAUUGCUUUAACUGAAAAAAUUGUGGCUGUUUUACCAAGAAUGAAAUGCCCACAUCGGAUUGAACCACAUCAAAUUCAAGGAUUGGAUUUUAUUCAUAUUUUCCCAGUGAUACAAUGGCUAGUUAAAAGAGCAAUUGAAACCAGAGAAGAAACUGGAGACUAUAUCAGAGCAUUCUCUGUCUAUCAAUUUCACAAAAAUUUUGAAAUGCCUGAGGAUGCUGCUGCAAGUACAUUAAAAGAGAAAAUGGCUGUUUCAUACAAGAAUAUUAAAGAAGUGUAUCGUCCUCAAAGGUUAUUUCGUUAUCAUGCUCCACAUAAGUUGAGGGAAGAAGAAGAACGAGUACAAACUACAUUGUUAGAAUAUGGAAAGAAACUUGGUGGUACAAAAAUUACCGAAAGUAAGGGGCAAGAUCAGUCUGCUGAAGCUGAGCAAUCUAAUCAAGCAUCUGCAGAAGAUGAGAGUCGGAUUCAGAAUUUGAUGAAAAGCAUGUCUGUUGCUCAUGAGCAUGAGGGUAAACUCACUGCAAGCCAAGUUGGUUCAAUCGUGGGAUUGCAGUCUGGAGAAAUUCAACAAAUUGCAUCAGAAUUUGCAGAAAAACAAGCAGAAUUAGCUAAUGAAGAGCUGGGAGAGAGAGGCUUGAGUGGAAAACAGUAUCAUAAGCGUACGGCUGCAUCACUUACAAAGCAAAUCAAAGAUAAAGGAGAUAAAGUAGCUGAGGCAGAAAGUCGAAAUGCCCAACUGAAAAGUGCCUAUCAAGAUUCACAAAAUAGACAGAAGACCCUGCAAAAAGAAUAUAACACCAUGCUAAAAGAAAUGGAAGCAUUAGAAGGAGCUGAGAAUGAUGAUAAUAAAAAUUUAUUAGAAACACUUCGAUCCCUUGUAGCUACAAAUGAAACUCUAAAGAAACAAGAGCAGGAAUUCAGAGCUCAUUGUAAAGAAGAGCUUGCUAGAUUAAAAUCGGAAAUUGAAGAAUUAAAAGCAUCUUCGGAACAAGGAACAUCUGAAGACAAUGAACACACAGAGAUGGUUGAAAAACAGUACAAUUUAGAUAAAGAAAAACUACAAAAAAUAAGAAUGCUUUUAGCUAGAAAAAACAAAGAAAUAGCUGUCAUUCAAAGAAAAUUUGAUGAAGUUCCUUCAAGAGCCGAGUUGAGUCAGUAUCAGAAACGUUUUGUUGAAUUAUAUAAUCAAGUGGCAGCUAAGCAUAAAGAAACAAAACAAUUUUAUACUUUGUACAAUACAUUGGAGGAUACAAGAAUGUAUAUUACCAAGGAGGUGGAUUUAUUGAAUUCUAUUCAAGAGAAUUUUACUGAAGCAAUGUCAUCUUCAUCAUCUAGAGGAGAAUUUUUAACUAAAUUAGAGCAAAUUGUUGAAAGGAUUAUCCAGAAUAAGGCUAAAGUUGAAAAGAAAAAACUUGAACUUAAAGACCAGCGGGAUAAACUUAAUGAUCACCUUGUUGACUUAAUAGAAAAGCAAAGACUUUAUUUCAAGACUGUUAAAGACUUCAAAGAGGAAUGUAGAAAGAAUGAGAUUCUUGUUGCUAAACUAAAAGAAAAAAGUAGAGGACAUUAGUAAAGGUAUUAAAGAAGAUGAAAUGCAAGAAUGUUUGUUGAGAAAUUUCUAAUUUUGAAUGAUUGUUUGAAAAAUUGUUUUUUGUCUUUUUUUUAAUAAAAAUAAUAUAUUUAUGCA